AUGGGUCGUAAAUCUGAGCACUACUAUUCGUCGAAUCCUUUCUGGUAUCUCUGGAGAAACAAAUGGUUACUCAUUGUCGGGAUUUGGUGUUCCGUGAAUCUCAUUCUCGACUACCUCUUUGUCACCCCGAAUUUCCCGCGAUGGGCACGACAAAAGCGUUUGAUCCGAAACGUCGACAAAUACUCCCAUUUGAUUCCUCUCGAAUCAAUCGAAAACUCGACAGCAUUCUCAGUGUUCGCUAAACGUUUAGAGGCGAUGAACGAGCCACCAUAUAUCAUUUUUUUCGACAAAACCAACAUUGACGUCACCAAAAAUCAUAUUUGCAACUUGAAAGUGAUGCCGGGUGCUCUGGAGCGACUUGCAGCAGUGGCUUUCGAUCAAGAAGCCGAAGAAGCGUUGAAUCGACACGAUCCUUCGAUUCCAACAGUUACCGUGGAUUUUACUCAUGUUCGGGCCGUAGUUCCCAGUGAUCUCGAGAACAAAAAGUACGUUACGUAUCAAUUGAUUUUGAUGCUGCGUGCUCGAAUCGUUAUCGCCCUAGCAAAACGCGGACUCAAUUUUUGGGCCAUGCAACAGGAUUCGAUUUGGACUUCAAACUUUGCAAUGAUGGACAUCGAAAACACGUAUCCAGAUGCGCACUUGCUUUUCGACACAGUUGGUAAUGAUCAGUUUCCCAUCUAUGAAAACAUGAAAAACUGGAUUUGCGGAUCGACAUUUUACGUGAAAGGCAACCAUGUAAAUGUUGAAUUCUUUCAACAAGUAGUAAAUCUGAUGAGAUUCCGGCAAUCACCCGAUUCUUCGAUCAUGACCUAUCUGUGUGGAUUGAAUCGCUUUAAAUGUGUGACCCUACCAAAAGCUCUGAUCUCAAAUUCUAACUUCUUUAUGGGUAAUCGUAGCCCAAUAUCCGUUGUAAUUCAGGUUGAUCACGAGUCGCCAUUACCGAAAAUGGAACUAUUCCGUAAAUGGAACCUCGACUUCACAAGUAAAAAGACGAAAUGUGAUAUGAAAGUUCUCGACGAUAUUCGGGAGUCAGUUACCUUAGCACUUCCAGAAGUGAGACAAGUUCCGCCUCCAGCUAAAACCUCUUACUACAGCCAGCUCAAGUUAAGA
Mesorhabditis belari is the source of this 1110-nucleotide messenger RNA. NCBI's taxonomy places the organism in Eukaryota, Metazoa, Nematoda, Chromadorea, Rhabditida, Rhabditidae. The record is from the annotation of a GenBank genome assembly.